Molecule: messenger RNA, 930 nt
Organism: Rubroshorea leprosula
Lineage: Eukaryota; Viridiplantae; Streptophyta; Magnoliopsida; Malvales; Dipterocarpaceae
Source: the annotation of a GenBank genome assembly
AAGCCACCGACUUUCUUCCCCCUUGAAAAGCCGGUGAGAUCUUGAUGAAAUUCCUUCCUUUUCUUGUUGAAUCACAAGAUUUAGGACCUAGAAUCUUCCCUCUCAACCCAGAAAAAUCCCGGUUCUGCUCUGCUCUUCUCCCCUGCAGCCGGCAAGAGCCCCAGCUACCGCCACCCAUUUCCAGCCAGGAACACCGGCCAACCUUGGGGAUUUCUCCCUAUUUUCUUGUUCUAGAACAGCCAUUAAACCCAGAAUUUCCAGAUCUGUUCUGUUUUGCGUCUUCCUCCCUUUGUUGUCCGCCGGCUGCUAUGUGGGUGUGAGGUUUUUGGGAUUUUUCUGGUAAGAUCUAGCCAUGAAUCCCUCUCUUUAACCUUGAUUUAGGUUGGGUUUACUUUAAUUGCUUUAUUCCCUUCCAAUUUCUGGUAAAGCCGUGAGUCCCCUGCAGAAAAUUCCCGCCGGCCUCUUCCCCCCUGCAGCUUCGGUUCUUGCUGGAAAAUUCUGGUUUUGCUCGUUCUGUCACCGUAGCACUUGGGUUAGCCUUCUGUUCUGUGUGAGUGAGGAAGCGAUACCGAGGACGGGGAAACCGAGGGGAGUGACGAGUUAGAAGGGUAGCUAUUUCGAGAUUGGUAUAGAUUUAGAAAUAAAUCAUGCUCUUGUAAGCUAGAGUGUAUUUGGAGAUUUUAUGAUAUCAGAGCAGAUGGUAAAAUUUUAUCUUGAAAUUUUGUGGUAUUAGAUUGUGAUUUGAAUAAGUUUCGAGCCUUUUGCACUUGUGGGACUCGUCUAAUGAGUGCACGGCGUCUGUCGCGUCCCUGGAUUUGAGUUCUGGGGCGUGACAAUGAAAAUGAACCAUUCUACAUUUUGACCAGUCAAGUGCUGAAUCGAUCCCAGUGAUGUUAUAGUGAUUUAUUCAAAUAAUUCUUUUCAAUAACU